This is a messenger RNA of Trichomonas vaginalis G3, 582 nucleotides long. RefSeq names its product KilA, N-terminal/APSES-type HTH, DNA-binding family. The record is from RefSeq and is a predicted model, not a curated record. NCBI's taxonomy places the organism in Eukaryota, Parabasalia, Trichomonadida, Trichomonadidae. The annotation marks the transcript as partial. The transcript has a single exon.
AUGUCAACAUCAGAGAACACAACAACUGCUAUCGUUCAUGAAGCCAUAAAUGAAGAAUACGAGUGGGUUCAGUUUAACAAACAACUCCGUCUCAUUCGUUCGGUCAAAGACGAUAUGUACCAAAUGCAAAGUAUUUUGACAGCAUGUUUUGCACCAGAUACCAAACAUACAGACGAUUGGUUCAGAAACCAAAGCACACAAGAACUUUUGAGUGAAAUUUCUCUAGACCGAGAAUUCUCGGUCUUGCAUAAAACACAUGAAAAUCGUAAAAAUUUGCCAAUAAAUUUAAGAGGUUGGUAUGUUCAUAGACUUUUAGUAAAUGCUGUUGCAAUAUGGGCUUCGCCUCGUUAUGCUUGGUAUAUUUACAGACUUCUUGACGAAAUUCAUAGACAAGAACGUGAAGAGAUGGAAAAGAAACUUCAUGCAAAAGAUGAAGUCAUUGAAGCAAAAGAUGAAGUCAUUGAAGCAAAAGACAAAAGCCUUCAGAAAAGAAUACCACGUUCGGUACCAAAAGGAAAGGAAAAGAACUAUAAGUAUAUGAUUUAUACUGAAGAGAUGGAAAAUGAAGAAGACAGAGAUAUG